Messenger RNA from Fusarium verticillioides 7600, 615 nucleotides. RefSeq lists its product as hypothetical. The coding region runs from base 1 to 615 and encodes 204 amino acids. NCBI's taxonomy places the organism in Eukaryota, Fungi, Ascomycota, Sordariomycetes, Hypocreales, Nectriaceae. The record is from RefSeq and is a predicted model, not a curated record. The transcript has a single exon.
AUGCCUGAUGGACGCCCUCUAUAUCAACACCAAAUCGAGAUUUUGCGCAAAGUAUGCCCUGAGACAGAGACUAUCUACAUUUCUCUGGCUCAAGAUUCAGAGAUGGAUGAGCUUCUACAGAAUGCCAGCAAGGUCUCGUACGAAGUCACUCCAGGCGAGAAUAGCAUCGAGAUUAUUCUAGACUUGGAAUCGAGUCAAGGGAAUGAGUCGAAGGGCCCGGCAACAGGCUUACUUGCUGCCUACGAGUCAGACCCAGAGGCGACUUGGUUAGUUGUGGCCUGUGACUACCCCUCCAUUACGGCAGAUGCACUCCAGGAGUUACAAUCAAACUACAAGCCUCCCGUUACAUGCUUUAAGAACCUAGAAGGCUUCUGUGAGCCUCUCUUGGGCAUAUGGAGUCCAGAGGCUAUCAGCCAUCUCAAGGAGAACUGCAAAGCCGGAAAUCUCAGUCCCAGCAAGGCUAUUCGGGAGCUUGGCGGUCACAUGUUACUUCCUGAAGACUCGGAGGAAUUACUACGAAACGUGAACGUCAAGUCGGAAUGGGAAGAUGCGCUGAAAACAUUGAGAGAUGAGCCAACAGACAAUUUCAUGGAAGAGCCGUUGGAGGUGCUAUAA